Neurospora hispaniola is the source of this 1127-nucleotide messenger RNA. RefSeq lists its product as uncharacterized. Lineage: Eukaryota; Fungi; Ascomycota; Sordariomycetes; Sordariales; Sordariaceae. Bases 1 to 909 code for a protein of 302 amino acids. The transcript has 2 exons. The record is from RefSeq and is a predicted model, not a curated record.
AUGAGGACAUCACUCUCUGUUGGCCAACUGGCCGUCGCAUUGCUCUCUUUGUCACCUAUUGCGUCCGCUUCUGGGCUAUGGCCUAGGUUUCUUCCAGAGAUUGACUCCCUUGUCGUGAGGGCAGACCCAGAGCCAGCAUCUUCUGAAGCGCCAGCACCAACAGCGACAGCGAAAGACACGGCGAAGCCUACAGGCAGCGCCAGCGAUAACCAAGAUGCCACAACCACCGCGCCCCCCACCACGACGAAGAAGGGGGGCCCAAUAAGCACCAACUACAACACCGGCCUGCUCUCCGAAAGUGACUCCGGCACCGGCACCGGUACCAAGACGAAGACGGGUACCAAGGCCACAACGACCAAGCACAAGACCUUCGACCCGACAGACCCCCCAGGCGGCAUCAGCAUGAUCACCCCCUCGGUCUUCGCUGGCUCCCAGCUCUACAAGAUCGGCGACUACAUUACCUGGGGCUGGAACUAUACCGACGUUCAGGCCACGCCCACGGCCGUUGACGUGCUCGUCUCGUGCAGGGACGCCUCGGCGACCUGGACGCUCACGCAGAACAUGACCUACACCUCCCCGGGCUCCUUCACCUGGGACACGCAGGCUUACCAGACCCAGAACGUUGAGAAUCCGCUGCUGGUGGAUCAGUACACGCUGAUUAUUUACGACUCCGACUCGAGCUUCACCGCGACUCCCGAGGCUGGCUAUCUCGCACCCUUCGCCGGCUUCACCUUUACUCUGUACACGCCGCAGCCCUACACCCCCCUUUCCAGCGGCUGGGUGUGCGCGACCUGCAGUGGCGGUGUUUCUGAUAUCGAUAAGCGGGCGUUCGGCGCGGUGGUGGCCAUGAGCGUGGUCACGGUUUUCAGCUUCACUUGGUUCGUGACCGGGUUUGGCGGACUCAUUUGAGAACCUACUGUCGAAUUGUUGGUUGACUGGAAUAUGUUGAUGACAAAAAAGAAUAAAGGACAAAUGAGACUCUGACCUACCGAUCGAACUAUGCUGAAUCAUGUGGAGCUGGAACUGGAAGAGACGCGAGAGACUAUGGAAGGAUAACGGCCGUGGUAUGGAAUGGCAUGGAGGGUGGAAUCUUUGGCUAAUGUUUUUGUAAUAGAGUUUGUUGGAUG